Messenger RNA from Procambarus clarkii (red swamp crayfish), 2232 nucleotides. RefSeq lists its product as uncharacterized. Gene Ontology annotation, molecular function: transcription regulator activity. Gene Ontology annotation, cellular component: nucleus. The record is from RefSeq and is a predicted model, not a curated record. Lineage: Eukaryota; Metazoa; Arthropoda; Malacostraca; Decapoda; Cambaridae.
AGGCGUCACACGUUGGUGGCUGGCUGGGCCGGGUAGUGGUGGGGUUGCAUGAGAGCCACUGACUCAGAUACCCAAGCAACAAGUGUGCGGUCGGACGGACGGGAGAGGUAGUGCCGCUGCCCCUCUGUUCUGUUCCCCCCCUUAGUCAUCGUAUAGCUGGGACAGUUAUACUGGACAUUAUUACAUCAAUACUCGAACGUGGGUGUUAGUGAGAACGUAUUAUGGUGACAUUGAGAUACAGAGGUGGUAGUGCGAGUAUGGCCAUCGACGCCAGCGGUGUGUGGCCGACGCAGAGUGCUCGACGCGGGGCCCUCGCCACCUACAAGUUCCGUGUGCGUGAGGAACGCAAGCGGGUGAUUCGCCUCUCCAACGAAAAAUAUCGCACCAUUGAUGACCACGAAAGCGGCCUUCGUAGAUUCGUACUCAUCAAGAACACGUUGAGACGACUUCAGCGUGAGGCUAGAGAGGAGAAGCUGGCGCGACACCGCGCUGGCAGCACCAAUGUGUCUCCUUCCUACUUGUCUGCCUCGCGACCCCGAUCUCCUUCCCCUCCGUGCGACAUGCAGGUCUCAGACGUAAUGAGUGUGUACGGCCAACCCGCCCCCACGCCCCUCUCCGCUCUGGACGAGGAUGACCCAGCGCCCCCGGCCAAGAAGCCGAAGCUUUUCCUUGAUGAUGACAAAGAGAACUCUAGGAAGACUUGUGAAACAAGGUUGCAGUGCGAGAUUGACCAGAAGGAGGACAGUCGUUUAGUUGUGGACGAUACGCAAGAAAUUUUACGAGACUUGUACGAAACGUUCACAACAGACUCUUUGACGCAGCCCCGUCCUGGUACACCCACGCCGCCCCGCCCAGACACGCCUUACUCGUCUCCCUAUUCUUGCACCUUACCUACGUCCACCUCGCCUUCCUCUACUGCCAGUAAUGCCACCACCACAACCACCACCAUCGUGAGUAGCAACACCACCACCGCGAACUAUAGCAGCAGUGGUAACUCUGGGAGUAGCUAUUAUGAUUGGUCCAGGCCACAGCAGCAACAGUACGCCUGUGGUCAUGCCUCGCUCUUGGGGAAUGAUCUUCAGUCUGUAGUUUUUCAUAGCCUAAUUGCCUCCUUGGAGUCGUAACGCGCGUGUGAUGCUGUUGGCAAACUCCAGCAGCAGCAGAAACAGCAGCAGCGGCAGUAGUGACUAGCGUUGACUGCAGUGCCAUGCCAAAGAGGUGCAAUCACUGUGCUGGGCGGCCCCCGGACUUGUGUGUGAUUCAUCAAGUGUUAUCAGCUGUGAUCUUACCAUUAUUACACGGACCCCUGACUCGUGCAGUGCCUGAGUGAUGUGAUGGAGCAGGCGGGGCCCAGGAGCCUACGUCUAGCUACGCGGUGGUGAGAGGUAGGGCGAACAGACCCUCGGUGCUAGGUGACCCGAUGGUGGGGGUGUCAGAGACUGCAUCCUCACUGAUAAGUUGUGCUUAUUACCAGACGAGAAAGGGAGUGCCGUGGACUUUAAUGUAUAACAUGCGUUCAUCAUUCACUUUCAUUCAUCAUCAUCAUCACAAGAUUUGCAUAUUACAUUUUCAUCCUCGCCACAAUUCUUGCUUAUGGCAACAUGUCUUUGUUUCGGAUUUCUGUCACCACAAAAUAAUGCUUAAGUGAUAAUACAUUUAGUUGGUGAAGGUCAUUUCCGGCUAAUUUGAUACGUGGCAGUUGACGAGGGCAUUGUGUAACGAAGCUCUCCCGUGGGUCAACGGAAAAGUUCGGAAAUGUCCCUAAACGGCCACAACCGCUCCAGAGGAAGUACAUGCGUAAGUGUUCUGGUUAUAUACGCCUUGGUCUUCAACGUUUGGUGGGGGCGAUACUUUCCUAUCCUGCAUUCCCAGUGGCUUCAUAUAUCCAUUUCAUAUUUUCUGGCGUUAAUACGAUCACGCAAAGAGCAGUGAAGUCAACACUCGUGAAAUUUGGUGAUCACGAAGCCUAUUCAGCUGGCAGCUAAGUUGGGAAAGAGAUUAUAAGGUAUGACAUGGAAGUAACCCCGGGCGAGCUGGAACCAGUAUGUGCUUCCUGGGGAUGUGACCUCAAGUAUUAGUUGUGUAGACUUAACUGGCAUUUUGUUGUCUAGUCUUUAUUUGUCCAAAGUUCUCAACUUUUUUUUUUCUUGGUAGGGUUCUGCAGACUUGUUACUAUUAAAACGGUAAUUGGUGACAGUCAAAAGAUUGGCUCGACACUUGCGGAGCGAAAAA